AGUCUCCUCCGGCUUGAUCGGGACCGGUCUGGAUCCAGGCGGCAGGAUGUUUGUCCGCGGUCCCCCGGACCGCUGGAACGGCUCGGAGUCUGCGUGGUCGUAUGGAUGUCGGUAGUGGUAGGACGUGGCGGCGAGCCCCGGACCACGGAGCCCCGGGAGGCCGCGGAGCCCCGGGCCGCCCCUCCGGCGGGCUGCGCUGCCUGGCGGCGGGGAACGCGCAGGCGCACCGCGGCAUGGAGGUCCCCGGCGCGGCGGGGAACGCGCAUGCGCACCGCGGCAUGGAGGUCCCCGCCGUCCCCGGGGCUCCCCGCUACCGCCUGCUGCGGGAGGUCGGCCGGGGCAUGUACGGGGUGGUGUACGAGGCCGCGGCCCGCGGCUCGGGGGCCCGGGUGGCCGUGAAGAAGCUCCGCUGCGACGCCCCGGAGAACGUGGAGCUGGCGCUGCGGGAGUUCUGGGCGCUGGCCAGCCUGGAGCGGCGCUGCGACCACGUGGUGCAGCUGGAGGACUGCGUGCUGCAGAGGGACGGCCUGGCCCAGAGGAUGAGCCGCGGGAACCGGCGCUGCAAGCCCUACCUGCGGCUGGUGGAGACCUCGCUGAAGGGAGAGCGGCUGCUCGGCCCUCCAGAGCCCUGCUACCUGUGGUUCGUCAUGGAGUUCUGUGAAGGCGGAGAUCUCAACCACUUCAUCCUGUCCCGGCGGCCCGACCCCCGCACCAACAGCAGCUUCAUGCUGCAGCUGACCAGCGCCGUCGCCUUCCUGCACCAAAACAACAUCGUGCACCGGGACCUGAAACCCGACAACAUCCUCAUCUCCGAGAAGUCGGGCUCUCCGGUCCUCAAGGUGGCCGACUUCGGUCUCAGUAAAGUCUGCGCCGGCUUGGGAAACGCCGGGGACGCCAAGGAAGGCGAAGACAAGAACAGAAACGGCGGCCUGGACAAGUUCUGGCUGUCGUCCGCUUGCGGCUCCGACUUCUACAUGGCCCCGGAGGUGUGGGAGGGCCACUACACGGCUAAGGCCGACAUCUUCGCCCUGGGCAUCGUCAUCUGGGCCAUGCUGGAGAGGAUCACCUUUGUGGACGGGGAGUCCAAGCGGGAGCUGCUGGGAACGUACGUCCGGCAGGGAGACGACAUCGUCCCGGUGGGCGAGGCGCUGCUGGAGAAUCCCAAGAUGGUCCUGAACAUCCCACACCGACGGCGGUCGUGCAUGUCGGCCGCCGUGCGGACGCUGCUGCUGGACAUGCUGGCCGUCAACCCCCAGGACCGGCCUGACGCCUUCCAGCUGCAGGGCCGGAUGGACCAGGUUAUGGGGACCACGUGACCCGGACCUG
Cololabis saira (Pacific saury) is the source of this 1326-nucleotide messenger RNA. RefSeq names its product serine/threonine-protein kinase 35-like. Gene Ontology annotation, cellular component: cytoplasm; autophagosome. Gene Ontology annotation, molecular function: ATP binding; protein serine/threonine kinase activity. Lineage: Eukaryota; Metazoa; Chordata; Actinopteri; Beloniformes; Belonidae. The transcript has 2 exons. The coding region runs from base 102 to 1316 and encodes 404 amino acids. Gene Ontology annotation, biological process: protein autophosphorylation; autophagosome organization; peptidyl-serine phosphorylation. The record is from RefSeq and is a predicted model, not a curated record.